Messenger RNA from Penicillium paradoxum, 1674 nucleotides. Its product is annotated as fatty acid desaturase. The transcript has 2 exons. The record is from RefSeq and is a predicted model, not a curated record. Gene Ontology annotation, cellular component: membrane. Gene Ontology annotation, biological process: lipid metabolic process. Gene Ontology annotation, molecular function: oxidoreductase activity, acting on paired donors, with oxidation of a pair of donors resulting in the reduction of molecular oxygen to two molecules of water. NCBI's taxonomy places the organism in Eukaryota, Fungi, Ascomycota, Eurotiomycetes, Eurotiales, Aspergillaceae. The coding region runs from base 1 to 1674 and encodes 557 amino acids.
AUGAGCAACACGUCCACCCUGGCUAGGGCCAGAGACAAUGUCUUCUCAAGACGUGAGAUCGAAGGCAUGCUUGCUGACGGCAAGUUGAUCGUGAUAGUCGACGGGCAGGUCCUGAGACUAGAUGCAUGGAUCAAAUUCCAUCCUGGAGGUGACAUGGCCAUCAAGCAUAUGAUAGGCAAAGAUGCCACGGAUGAGGUGAAUGCACUACAUUCACAGGAAGCCCGUCAGCGCAUGAACAACUUCCGAAUUGGUCGUAUCGAAGGCCGGUGGACCAACUUCCUCCCACCCAUUCAAGGCGGCAAAUUCCGUCCACUUGUCGAAGACGAAGUCGACGAAGAAGACAUUCUGAGCGAAGAAUUAUCAAGCGAUGACAUUUCAGCACCACCAUCACCCAUAUUCGAAGCCGCAGACGAUACAUGGGGCCUAAGACGCAGGCUAUCAGUAUCAACCAUGUCCUCGGCAGUCAGCGCCAUCCCUCCACCAACAGAAGAAAAGGCACGGGGGUACGUGAUUGACGCUCGCACACGAGAGGAGAUCGAGCUAGAUGCAUCCAAAUACCCUCCCCUCGACGCAGAGCACCAAGAAUAUAUCACGACAAGAUACCGCGAGUUGAACGAGCGUAUCCGCGCAGCAGGCCUAUACAACUGCAACUACUCAGCCUACGCCAUUGAAAUCAGCCGUUACACUCUCUUCUUCUCCCUGUUCGUCUUCUUCCUCAAGCACUCCUGGUUCUGCCUUUCAGGCUUCUUCCUCGGUUGCUUCUGGCACCAACUCGUCUUCUCCGCCCAUGAUGCUGGCCACAUGGGAAUCACACACAACUACCAGGUCGACACCACAAUCGGCAUGAUCAUCGCCGACUAUCUCGGCGGCCUAAGCCUAGGCUGGUGGAAACGCAGCCACAACGUCCACCACAUCGUAACGAACGCCCCGGAGCACGACCCGGAUAUCGAACUGAUGCCCUUCUUCGCGCUCUCGCACCGCUUCUUCAGCUCCCUCCGCAGCACCUACUACGACCGCGUCAUGGAGUACGACGCCGUCGCCAAAUUCACCGUCAAGUACCAGCACUACAUGUACUACCCGAUUCUGCUCUUCGGCCGCUUCAACCUCUACUUCCUUAGCUGGGAACACAUCAUCGUCGGCCGGGGCCCGAAACACGGUGCAGGCUGGUGGCACCGCUGGUUCGAGCUCGCCGGCCAGGUCUUCUUCUGGGUUUGGUUUGGGUACGGGGUUGUAUGGUGCAACAUUCCGAGCUGGUGGAGCCGGGUUGCGUUCGUGUUGAUUUCGCAUAUGGUGACCGCGCCGCUGCAUGUGCAGAUUACGCUUUCGCACUACGCUAUGUCGACGGCUGACCUGGGGCCGUUGGAGUCUUUCCCUCAGAAGAUGCUCCGCACUACGAUGGAUGUGGAUUGUCCGCAGUGGCUGGACUUUUUCCAUGGUGGUUUGCAGUUCCAGGCUAUUCAUCAUCUGUACCCUCGUAUCCCGCGGCAUAACCUGCGCAGGACGCAGCAGUUCGUUCGGGAGUUUUGUGAGGAUGUGAAGAUUCCAUAUGCGGUUUUUACUUUCUAUGAUGGUAAUAAGGAAGUCAUUGGUCGUCUUGCGGAUGUUGCUAGGCAGGCGAGGAUCCUAGAAGAGUGUCGGAAGGCUUGUGCGGCAGAUCCUCACCAUCUGCACUAA